This is a messenger RNA of Penicillium angulare, 222 nucleotides long. RefSeq lists its product as uncharacterized. Bases 1 to 222 code for a protein of 73 amino acids. The transcript is spliced from 2 exons. The record is from RefSeq and is a predicted model, not a curated record. NCBI's taxonomy places the organism in Eukaryota, Fungi, Ascomycota, Eurotiomycetes, Eurotiales, Aspergillaceae.
AUGUACUCAAGGCAAGGGGGAUUCCACCUCGAAUACAAGAGACGCUCCCUGAAUCGAAGCGUCUCUAGCCUUGUGCCUUCGGUCGCCACGCCGACAGAUACUGUCAAGAAGGAACAGCUCGUCAAUCAAAUCAGCGAUGAGGAUGUGAUGCCAUUAGAGCCUGUCGAUACACCGGCAGCGAGCCAGUGUGUAUGCCAUACAUGGCGCGUGCCACUAAAAUGA